AUGGGCGGAGCUAUCGGAUGCGGACAACUCACCGCCGUCCAAAAUGGAUUCUUUACUUUCGAGUCUUGUGGCACCCCAUCUAAAGAGAUUGCUGAAAGAAGCAAUACAAGUUGCAUUCAAGAUGAAACAUAUCCAUUGUCGAGCAUCGUUAGAUACAGAUGCGAGAGAUAUUAUGAAUUGCAGGGACCGGAAUUCAGAAGAUGUGAGGAUGAUGGAGAAUGGACCAGACCCACCCCGUUUUGUAAGCCAGUAUGCGGGAAAAAAGAAAGUCAAAUUCAGCUAUCAGCUGGAGGAAAUGCGUCUGAAAUCGGAGAAUGGCCAUGGCAAGCGGCCAUUUAUGACAUCAAGAAGGGAGAUGUUGUUUGUGGAGGGGCUCUCAUUAGGGAAGAAUGGGUGCUAACAGCUGCCCAUUGUGUCGUUGUAGAGGGUUCCCUCAGAACUCGAAAAUCUGAAGAAAUUCUUGUCCACCUUGGGAAGUAUUACCGAUCUUUUAUCAAGAAAGAUGAACACGUGUCUAAAAUAAUCUUGCACAGGGACUUCAACGUGCAUAAUAACUACGACUCGGAUAUAGCCUUAUUGAAACUAGGAAGACCUGCUGUUCUAACGGCUCGAGUUCAGUUGGUAUGUCUCCCGAAUCGAUUUGAUUUCUCUGAGGCGAACCUCGACAGUGGAGUGCCAGGAUGGGUGGCCGGUUGGGGUUAUGAUGGUUCUGAUGAACUCGCAGCUGUCCUGACGGAGGUUCAACUUCCAGUGGUAUCCAAUCGCAAAUGUGUUUUGGACACCCGCAAUUUCACGGGGGACCCCGACAUCACUCGUACCCUUACCUCAAAUAUGUUUUGCGCUGGUUUUGCUGGGGAUACUCCUAUUGAAGGUAUGGUCUCGUAAUCAGAGGUUGCGUCAAAUUCGCGUGAUUACAUUUUGAGCUUCUCAAUUCAGCUCUU
Molecule: messenger RNA, 941 nt
Organism: Darwinula stevensoni
Lineage: Eukaryota; Metazoa; Arthropoda; Ostracoda; Podocopida; Darwinulidae
Source: the annotation of a GenBank genome assembly